Molecule: messenger RNA, 851 nt
Organism: Soboliphyme baturini
Lineage: Eukaryota; Metazoa; Nematoda; Enoplea; Dioctophymatida; Soboliphymatidae
Source: the annotation of a GenBank genome assembly
UUGUUUUCAGUGAAAGGAAUCAUACACAAUGUUCUGCUACCCGGUGGCCAGACAGAAACCAAUCCGAUCUCAGCUUUAACUGGCGGAAUCCUAGGAAAUACUAGGCCACAAGGCAGAGCGGCAGAGCAUAACAUUGCCGCUAGAAGACCGGAAUACUACGAUUACGAGGCAUAUGAACCAGAGGACGCUCACUACAUUUCAAGGGAAUAUGGACGUUAUGGGCAUAACCAUCGAUAUGGAACGGAUUAUGUUGAUUACGGAUAUGGCUAUCCAAAACAAGCUGGUCCGUAUAUUGCACAUCGAUCACAUGUACUGGUCAGACCUGGUCCAAGGAUGCCUCCUGAACCGGCACCAUUCCCUGGAAUGAGAAUGCCGAUGCUUGCAUGUGCUCAUAUCAACUCACGGGCCAUCGGUCACUCGUUUAGGAUCGCUAUGCCACUCAAGUCACUGGGUCCCUUGGUGCGUGAGGCAUUGUUCCCUCAGUUGAACCGACUACAUGGCUUAGCUAAGGUCGUCUAUGCCCGUCUCUGCCACAUGUUCAUCAUCGACAUCGACUCGCGACUGCCGUUUUACAUCCGGUUCUAUAUCUAUGCACUGCACGGCCUGUUCAUCGAGAUCUUCUUCACCGCCAUCUGGCAGCUACACGGAUUGACCAGUCUGUGGGCGGCGAUCAUCUACGGUCUGUCGAUUCUUUUCGGUGAACAGCUGUAUGUUCGACUGCAGAAUCGCAUGAACAUUUUUCUUCGCGGAUUCGUAUACCUACUAUGGGCGUAUGUCUGGGAAUUCUGGUGCGUACAGCUAGAAUUAAAUUUAGUUCCUAUUUCGAUUUGUUUUAAUUAUUUCCAUUGACA